AUGGUGUCCGUGCACAUGGCGGGGUGGCACUUCCUGGCAUCUGUGAGUUCCUUGGCACGGGCGGCCGAGUUGUCAUCGGCCGAGCUGUCAUCGGCCGAGCCGUCAUCGGCCGAGCCGUCAUCGGCGAAGUUGGCAGCAAUCGUGUUCCUCCUCGGGGGACCAGGGGCGCACGAGAGGUGGGAGGGACACCCCUCUCUGCCAAUGGGGUACGUGAUGUUGGUUUGCGUGCGAACCGCGGACUCGCGAGACGCGAAUCAUUCCGCUCUGAUAAACAAUACUCCUUGGUGGGGUUGCGAGUCGCUCGCGUCCUCUGACAACUUGUUGUGCCACGCCCAGCGAGAGAGGGACCAAUUUCAUUCCUAUCAGUCGCCAGUACCCCUACUCCCGAGGCCGACGACACGGAUGCAAACGGACGUGGAGUAG
This is a messenger RNA of Trypanosoma conorhini, 423 nucleotides long. RefSeq lists its product as uncharacterized. NCBI's taxonomy places the organism in Eukaryota, Euglenozoa, Kinetoplastea, Trypanosomatida, Trypanosomatidae. Bases 1 to 423 code for a protein of 140 amino acids. The record is from RefSeq and is a predicted model, not a curated record. The transcript has a single exon.